AUGAGUAAUCCAAACCCAAGCAUAUUGGGGUCUGAAAACUACGGCCUGGUCGACUUUCUACGUUCUUGGGCAUAUGGAAACGUUCCGCUAAUGUCCUUGAGGUUACCCCGGCCGGGCAUCCGCAGGGUCUUGAAGCAGGCUAACAGCGGAGUGGAGCGUGUACAUUACAGAGAUCUGCGCGCCAAUGGUUGUGAUCUGCAAGGGUUAGACUGGGACAGCAUGAACACGGCCCGCCACUACGCCAGAGAAAUUCGUCGUCAAACUUAUAGGAACUAUGUGAACAGGCCUGGCUCUGAUAUCUACGUAAGUUAUACAAUGGAAUCAAACGAUACAAUUCCUUCAACUGAGAAUUUCUUCCGAUUUCACAGGAUGGACGUUCGACGAGAUAUUAGUCUUGCCCAUUUCCAGCUCCGAAGCGUUCUUGCCUGUCCCACUCGGACACAAGCAUUUUACCCAAGCGUCCAUGGCAUAAACGUGAUGAAUACGGCGACGAAAAGGACCACAUUGGCCAUGGAUCUACGCGCAUUCUCUGGUAUGACGGGUCCAGCAAUCUCAACUCUCGACGCCGGCUGCGGCCUGUUGAUGAGUGGUACUUUUGGUGGCGAUUACUUCCUGCAGUCGCUGAGCUCUGAAGACAGGCGGAGCUACUCCGAGGGGCAAAUAUCUACUAACAUUAGUGGUAUCACCAACCACAUAAAGAUAUAUAAGCCGAGGAGGUCCGAUAGCCCUGCUGCCGCUAUCGCAAGCAAUGACAAUCGUUUCCGCCUCAUGGACCUUCGGACAGAAAAAUUCACCUCUACAUUUACAUAUCCAUUUGCCCUAAACUGCUCAGCCAUAUCGCCAGAUGGCCGACUAAGGGUCGUUGUAGGUGAUGACCUGAAUGUUCUGAUCACCAAUGCGGAAACGGGAGAAGUCCUACAGCAGCUGAAUGGACACCGUGAUUACGGGUUUGCCUGCGACUGGUCGGAUAAUGGCUAUACAGUUGCCACCGGAUUCCAAGAUAAGACCGUCAAGAUCUGGGACGCUCGACGUUGGCACAAUUCAAGUGGCAUAAGCUCACCGGUCCACACAAUAAGUACCGAGAUGGCCGGUGUCCGAAACCUGCGCUUUUCGCCAACGGGAUGCGGCAAGCCAAUCCUUGCUGCUGCCGAAGAGGCUGAUUAUAUUCAUCUGAUUGAUGCAAGCACUUUUAGCUCUAAGCAGACCAUUGACAUUUUUGGUGAGAUUGGCGGCGUGGCAUUUACCAACGAUGGUCAGGAUUUCAAGGUUCUCUGCUGCGACGCUCACCGUGGCGGUCUGCUGCAAUUCGAGCGAUGUAGCUACGGAGUUGAUGAGCCCGUCUCAGGAGGACGGCAGCGACCUCUCCCAGAUGAUGAAUUCUCGGCUACUUGGAACGAUUCUCAACAUCGCCGACCACCACCACUCAUGGAUGGUCCAAGUAUAUUUUAA
This is a messenger RNA of Trichoderma asperellum CBS 433.97, 1449 nucleotides long. The record is from RefSeq and is a predicted model, not a curated record. Lineage: Eukaryota; Fungi; Ascomycota; Sordariomycetes; Hypocreales; Hypocreaceae.